AAUGCAGCAGCAGCACCAUCUUGGACAGUACAUAAAGAAGAGAUACUCAGACUUUCUAAGUCCCACAUAUAAGCGAGAGGAGAUUUACAUCCAGAGUACAGAUGUUGAUCGAACCAUUAUGAGCGCCCAAGCUAACCUUGCUGGCUUAUUCCCCCCCUCUACUGGUGAGAUCUGGAAUCCAAAAAUCCCUUGGCAACCUAUCCCAGUCCAUGUUGUGCCGAAGUCAUUAAAUCCGAAAUUACGUUUUCCCAUGUUAAACUGUCCACGCUAUAAGAAGCUUCUGAAGGAAACGAUGACCUCAAGGGAAUUCCAAGCUAAAAUUCGACCAUACACGAGAUUUUUAAAAAUCAUAGCUGGCUAUUCAGGAUAUGAUAUGAAGAGUCUGAGAAAUCUGGACACCUUUAAACUCUGGCAUGUGCAAGAUACUUUACAUUGUGAGUCUAUACACAAUUACACGCUACCUGAAUGGGCUACUGAGGAUGUAAAAGCCCAACUUGGACAGCUGACUGUCUUGUCCUUGUCAUCCUUCUUUGGCAUUUACAAAAGAGAAGAGAAGGCGCGGCUUCAAGGAGGUCUCCUUGUGAAAGAUAUUCUAGAAAAUAUCUCAAAUGCUGCUAAAGAUCCAGGCAAGAGAAAAAUGCUAAUCUAUUCCGCUCACGACACUACCCUUGGUGCCCUCCAGAUGGCACUCAAUACUUACAAUGAGAAACUGCCACCAUAUGCCGCUUGCCAGAUUUUUGAACUGUAUCAAGAAGAUACGGGGGAGCACACCAUCGAGAUGUAUUUUCGGAAUGACACUUCGAGAGACCCCUAUCCUAUCACCCUGCCGGGCUGCUCGUUUGCUUGUCCAAUACAGAAGUUUGCUGAUCUGGUUUCUCCUAUCUUGGUAGAUGACUGGGAAAGCGAAUGCAGGAGCUAAGAAACAGGGAAAGGACAAUAUUCCCUGAUUUCUACUGAAUUUAAUAGCAGACUGCUGUCAUGUUUGUAUCUCAUCUAACUAUACGGAUAUUGUUGGAAAAGAAAGA
Molecule: messenger RNA, 1025 nt
Organism: Euleptes europaea (tarantolino)
Lineage: Eukaryota; Metazoa; Chordata; Lepidosauria; Squamata; Sphaerodactylidae
Product: prostatic acid phosphatase-like
Exons: 9
Coding region: 2-919 (305 amino acids)
Biological process (GO): lysosome organization; dephosphorylation
Cellular component (GO): plasma membrane; lysosome
Molecular function (GO): acid phosphatase activity
Source: RefSeq, a predicted model, not a curated record